Molecule: messenger RNA, 1185 nt
Organism: Closterium sp. Naga37s-1
Lineage: Eukaryota; Viridiplantae; Streptophyta; Zygnematophyceae; Desmidiales; Closteriaceae
Source: the annotation of a GenBank genome assembly
AUGGCACAAAACGGCAAUUCUACUAACGGCAACCCUGGCACCUCUUCUAACCCUAACCCCACUGCUCCUGCAUCCGCAACUACCGCAAGGCCUCAGCAUCGUCGAGCGCGUGCCACCACUCAGGGAAACACUGGCCGCCGACUCGAGGUCAUUGACCUCGACACCAUAAUAGCACAGGUUCCCGAUCCGUCGGCACCUCUUAACGCUAACGACGAUACGCUCGCCUACUUUGACGCCGGCGAGGUGGAGUCUGACGCCAAAGAUAACGGCGACGAUGAUGACGACACUAACCUGCCGGGCGAGAAACGCGGGUGGCAGGAUGCGGAAUUGAUGCAAUUGGCCUGGGUGCGCCACGACAAGGAUACUGAAGUGCACAGCCAGACCCGUCUGCAGGGGCAGAACAAGGACGUCACCGUGUGGGAUGAGCUCAAGCAGCGUCAUCCCACGUUUCGUCACAAGUUCGCCGCGGUCAAGGCGAAACUAUUUAGGAUGGAGGCCCACUGCCGCAAGGUGCGGGGCCUCCUGCUUGAACCGUCUGGCAAGGGACGCCCGCCGAAGAUCCCGAUCUUCUACGAUAUCUAUGAUCGGAUCUUCGGCGACCGUGCGAAUGUCCGGCCUCCGGCGAUUGCUGGGAGUCUUCCUGGCGCGAACGGCAUCGGUACUCCGCCGACUACGCCUGGCAUCGCAGAUCAGGCACCACCCAACACGACGGCGGGCAUCACCUCACCGCCUCGGCGCACAAUGGCGACACCGUCACCCUCGCCUUCUCUGCAGCGUGUGACUCCGCUCUCUCCUCCUGCGCCAUCCCCCCUCGGAAAUGCAUUGCCCGUUGCUGUUGAAGCGCCAUCGCCCCCGUCACGCAUCGUCGGUGCGCCUACGGGUCUGGGGCUGCGCGGGAGCCGCAGCAGCGUUGUCCGUCGGCCUGGGCCUGCGGCUGCGGAGGCAGAUAUGAUGGGCAUGGAGGGGGGGUCAAGGGCGUUUGGGAGUCAGAUGAAUAAUUCUGACUCGUCGCUCUGCGACGAAAUAGCAGCACACAUCGUGGGCACAGUGCAGGGUAUGAUGCGCGAGAAUUUCACAGAGUUUAUGGCGCUUACCCGAGAGCUGGUACAGUCUCCUCCGGAUGACCCAGCCACCAAGAAGCGUAAAGGUAGCCAGCCAGACGCUGACGGCGGCGGAUCGGCGUGA